This is a messenger RNA of Entamoeba invadens IP1, 657 nucleotides long. RefSeq lists its product as hypothetical. The record is from RefSeq and is a predicted model, not a curated record. The transcript is spliced from 2 exons. The coding region runs from base 1 to 657 and encodes 218 amino acids. Lineage: Eukaryota; Evosea; Mastigamoebida; Endamoebidae.
AUGCGAAGUAUUUUUGUUUCUUCGAAUAAUUUCCUUUUUGAGUUGGUGGAAUUUUCGUUUAAAAAAAAUCAAUAUUUCUGUGCUAUUAAUAACGUCCUGAUUCGACCCAAAAAGUGGAUCGAAGAUAGUUAUAAUGAGUUGUGUGUACAAUGUGUCUUGAUUUCGAUCCUCAACAAAUUUCAUACUUUUGUUGUCCAGCGUCCUGUCAAAAAAGGGAACGUUUCUCUUCAACUCAUUAACAUCCGAAGAAUUGAAACAGGGAGUGAUUGGAUAGAUGUUGAAGCCUUUGUGGUCAAACGAGUUCAAGAACGACAAAUGUACGAUGUGAAAAUUGGAAUUUCGCAAGACACUGCAAAACAACGCAUCACCAAAAACAAAACAUACGAACAAAUCCAUUUGUUAAUUGACUUGGCGUGGUUGAAUGGGUUUUUUUGCAACUCCACGUUCACAAGCGGAAGUCGAUCUUCGAUGGUCUGUGAAAACGUUGUUGAAAUCUAUUUAAAGAACAAAAUAAUUUUAUCAACAGACAAAAUAUACGGACUCGGCAUUAAAGUCAACCAAAUGAUAUGCAGAAGGCUUGAAACCCAAUACUCGAUAGUUAUUGAGAAAAAUGAUAAUGACAUUCAGAGUGUACUAGAACAAUUUGAAUUAAAAUAA